AUGAACGCCAUUCUGCUUGUUUUAACCCUCCUUGUUGCCGAUACGUUGUCGUUCAACAAAACGUGGACUUCCGGCGCAAUCGGAAACGAAGCGGUUUCGGACUCUAAGGGAGUAAGAAAGAGUGUUGGCGUGAGAAAUUAUAAAUUUGCCCCUUUCUUCUGCCUUGCUAUUGCUGGAAUGUGGCUCGCCACUGGGAUAGGAUUUGGUCUAUAUGGUACUUUGUCUGGUAAAGGGGCUAACUAA
This is a messenger RNA of Necator americanus (New World hookworm), 243 nucleotides long. RefSeq lists its product as uncharacterized. Bases 1 to 243 code for a protein of 80 amino acids. The record is from RefSeq and is a predicted model, not a curated record. Lineage: Eukaryota; Metazoa; Nematoda; Chromadorea; Rhabditida; Ancylostomatidae. The transcript is spliced from 4 exons.